AUGGACGACCACCGCAAUCCAUCGCCGCCCCACCGCCGCGCCGGAGCGGAGGAGGACGGCGGCGGAGGGCGGGUGACGUGCACGGGGAAGUCGUGUGCGGCGCGGGCGAUCGGCGACUGCGUGGCGCUGUGCUGCUGCCCGUGCGCGGUGGUGAACUGCUUCGUGCUGGCGUUCGUGAAGCUGCCGUGGGCGGUGGCGCGGCGGCGCCUGCGGAGGAGCCGGCGGCGGGUGGAGGUGGAGAGGAAGUGCGACGAAGGGAUGCUUGAAAUCGAGGCCGCCGGAGAGUGUGUAAGCGCGGAGGAGUUGUGGAUUGAGCUGGCGGAGAUUGGCCACUUGGGUUUUGGGAGGAUUUCUUCUGCUGGAAUUAAUUACUACAAAAAGGGCAAUUGA
This is a messenger RNA of Salvia splendens (bonfire salvia), 390 nucleotides long. RefSeq lists its product as uncharacterized. The coding region runs from base 1 to 390 and encodes 129 amino acids. The record is from RefSeq and is a predicted model, not a curated record. Lineage: Eukaryota; Viridiplantae; Streptophyta; Magnoliopsida; Lamiales; Lamiaceae. The transcript has a single exon.